Molecule: messenger RNA, 2482 nt
Organism: Plectropomus leopardus (leopard coralgrouper)
Lineage: Eukaryota; Metazoa; Chordata; Actinopteri; Perciformes; Serranidae
Source: RefSeq, a predicted model, not a curated record
ACAUGAUGAUAUUGUAGAGACUUGUGGCAGAGUGAGGAAGUUAAGGUGUGAGGUGACCUCAUCUUUUAAAGUAUUGUCAGGGAAGUGAAAAUGACUGAAGACUGAGGCGAUUCUCUGAGACAGAUACAGAGAUACAGAGUGAAAUAGAUGCGUCUCAAGACAAAUCUGAUCAGAGAAGCACCAAAUGGCCUGUGCUGAUGUUGACAUGGACAUCCGUGGAGCUGAUGAGCUGCCACGCAGACCUGAGUGGAGAGAGCCGCCUUUGGUGCAUCAUUACCGGCCCACAGAGCUCCUGCCAGACAGCAAAGGGCCGCUGCAUGACCUGCUGGAGAAACAACCUGCUGUAUUGGGGUCUCUGCAGAUGGUGAGCGGUCUCCUCAGUGUUGGAGUGGGAAUUAUUUUUGCAGUAACACAGGAGAUGCAAGAGUCCCUUUUCACUUUGUUCAGAGUUUCUCUCCUGAGUGGAGCACUCUACAUCAUUGCUGGAGUUGUUUCCAACCUCUUGUUCAAAUAUCCAGGAUUACUACCUGUGUCCCUCUGGGUUAACUGUGGCUGUAUUUUUGUAGCUGUGGUUUCAGCUGGUCUGAUAAGUGUCGACCUGACUUACUGGAUUCCAGAACAUGAUCAACAUUUGAGGAUGGAGGUGUUGGAGCUUUGUAUGUUGGGGGUCAAAGUUUUUCUCUCAGCAGUUCUCUGCGUCUGGUUCGCCAAAGAAAAGCGUGCCAAAUCACCACAGAGCUGAAGAAUACGACAUUUGAGAAUUGAAUACUUUAAAUUAGAUGGGAAGAGGACCAGGAGACUGUAAAUUAGGACUUAAAGAAGUUAAGUAACUGUAUUAAUAUUUUUCUUUUUCUUUUGUUGUACAUGAAGUGUGGCUUUGUGUUCGGUCUCGACUGCCUAUAUUGGAGCUGAAACCCCUGCUGAACGAGCCUGGGCUGUGGUCUGCCUCUGAUGUUUGACUCGGACCGAGAACACAAAGCUUGUGGUAAACAGAUGUCAGCUUUUCUCAUGUGAAGGAAAAAACACUCUUCAUCCUCCUCAGCCUCUGCUUUCUGUAUAACGGUAGUAAUGGGCCUCAUCGCACUGCUCUGUCUGUGUAUCUGCGAGGGUCUCUGUGUGUGGUUUUACACUUGUGCUUUUUUAUCAGUGGAAAUAUCUGCAGAGUGUUUUAAGCUGCACUCACACUUCCAGCACACAAAGAGAGAAAUACAAUGACUUCAACAACAUUUUAAUCAUCUGUACAAACUUAUAACAGGACUGGCAACAAAAGAAAAGAUAUAUCAUGGUACAACAUUGUCUCGAUUGAUCUGCCUGCUAUUUUUUUUUUUUGUAAAAUGCAUAAAAAACUCAUCUACAAUAUAAACACUGAUUCAUACCUAGUUCAUUAAAACAAAUGUACAGACCACUGGCGUACCAUUAAGGCAGUAUAUAUUUUGGGUCAGUUUCCAAUUUACAGAAUCAUAAUGAAAUGUCAUUAACAGCUGAGCUUCAUCCAUUAGUCUUAGUGCUGCGAAGCUGGACUCCUUUCAUUUUCAUCUCAUGGUCCUUAUAUAUAAAUUGCUGUGGCAUCGAGAAGCGUUCAGCUCCAGGUCUUCACAGCUACAAAGAAAGAAGGAAAACACAAGAAACACACAAGAGGAGAAUUAGAUAAACAUCUUGUGUCACACAUUAUGCACUCAAAUGAUUUGACUUUAGUCAGCAUGCAAUAUAAACAAUGUCAGUCAGCUAAAUUUAAACAUCUUUAAAGAAGCCCUGUCUACUUGAAAUGCCGAGCAAAUUCCAUUCUCUAUUAACAUAAUUAGGACAUGUUGCUAAUUAUUGAAACUGGCAAGUCACAAAAAUGUUGACACUGAACGUAUCAGCAGCAUGUUAGGUGAGAACGUAUAUCAGUUGUUGCUCAAAAAAGGCAGUCUUGCAUUAAAUUAUCCACUCGUAGUGACUAUAACAUGCCUUUUUAAAUGACAACAUGACAUUUACAUUUAACAGAGACAACGAUCUUCCCUUAAUCUUAACCAAAGUGAAUUUGUUGCCUAAACCUGAGACAGGAGUCUUAGAUGCAAACCCAUAGUUCAGGUGUCAAGCCACUUCCUUUCACAGCCUGUACAUUACAUGAAUUUCGUGUUUUGUUAGCUGAAAAGAAAUGUUGUCUUUGAACAUAAUUCAGGCAGCGAUUACAUUGCCAUAACAACAUGAUUAAGAAAACAGUUUAGUAACAUUCAGACAGAAUUUCGUGGAGACAGGGUUUAAACAGCUCUAAGGGUUAUACUGCAUUACAUAACACACAUUUUAAAGAUUAUAAAUUUUAUCACACCAACAGUUACCUGAGUUGUUUAAGGUUGUCAUAAAAAUAGUACGACUAAAAAUAAGAGGUAUCAAUGUUGCUUACAAGGAACUGUUUUUUUUCUUUUCUUUUAGCUAAAAUGAGCUGUGUAAGAUGUAGCUUUUUGUGAUUUUCAAAGCAAAUAAAACAGUGGUUUUCAAA